UAAACGCUGCAAGCGCCAAGUGGCCAUAGCAGUAUUUAACCUCUACCACGUGUCAAACUACCGCAUGUAGUAGAACGAUUAUUUGUGUUCGCAUAUAAAUUAAUACAUACUGGAAUCGUAUUUGUGUGUAUGUGCAAUUAUUAGUGUUAAUUAAUCAAAGCUCCGUAUUUUAAAAGAAAAAUGGGUAAAGGGCGAAAAAAUAAGCCGAAAAAGAACUUCGCUGAAAAACGUCGCGAGAAACUAAAAAAAAAGAAUGAAUGGAAUAAUACUCCCCAUAGAAGUUAUGCCGAUAUUAUCAGGGAGAACAAAGAUUUUGAGAAUUAUUAUAAGACGCAAGGAAUAGUUCCAGAAGAUAAAUGGGAUGCGUUUAUCAGCACUAUGAGAACCAAUCUGCCAGUUGCUUUUCGUAUUACUGGUUCAAAAGCUGAAGCUAAAGUCUUAUUGGAGAUAAUCAAAAGUGAUUUCUUUAAAGAAAUUUUAAAUGCAAAUUUGAAUGAUAAUAAGGAAGAUUUUAACAAUGAUGUAAAGACUAUAUUACAUAGUUUACCCUUUUAUCCGGAGGAAUUGGCAUGGCAAUUACAAUUAACUAGAAAAGAUAUUAGACGAUCUGAAGCAUAUUUUAGGCUGCAUAACUUUCUCAUCGCUGAAACUAACAAUGGUAGUAUCAGCAGACAGGAAGUAGUUAGUAUGGUUCCUCCUUUGGUGUUGGAUGUCAAACCUUCGCACAAGGUUCUUGAUAUGUGUGCAGCACCGGGAUCCAAGACAGCGCAACUUAUAGAAAUGAUACAUGCAGAUGAAGGAAAUAUUCCUCCAGAAGGGUUUGUAAUAGCCAACGAUCUUGACAAUAAUCGCUGCUAUAUGCUGGUGCACCAAGCUAAAAGACUGAACAGCCCAAACAUUCUUAUUACAAAUCAUGAUUCAUCUGUUAUGCCCAACUUUAUAAUUACUAAUCCAGAUGGUACAAAAGACACAUUAAAAUUUGAUAGGAUACUUGCAGAUGUCCCAUGUAGUGGUGAUGGCACUAUGCGAAAGAAUCCAGAUAUUUGGUGCAAAUGGAGUCCUGCUAAUGGCAAUAAUCUUCAUGGAAUUCAAUAUAGAAUAGCAAAACGUGGCUUGGAAUUGCUAACAGUUGGAGGGAGAAUGGUAUAUUCUACAUGUUCAUUAAAUCCAAUAGAAAAUGAAGCAGUGCUUCACAGGCUUCUUUGUGAAACUGGAGACUCAGUACAGUUAAUUGAUUGUAGAGACUUGGUACCAGGAUUGUUAUGCGACCCUGGCGUUACACACUGGAAACCAGCAUCUAAAAAUUUACAAUACUAUAACACUUGGGAUGAUGUUCCAGAGCAAUGGCAGACGCAAGUACGGCCGAAAAUGUUUCCUCCACAAGCGAACGAGGCUUCCACAUUUCAUCUUGAACGUUGUAUGAGAAUAUUACCACAUCAUCAAGAUACUGGAGGUUUUUUCGUGGCUGUACUGGAGAAAGUAAAAUCUCUGCCGUGGGAAAGCGAAGCCUAUACAUUAAAUCAGAAUGUACCGAAUCUAAGUAAUAUAGAAAACAAGGAUGGACUCAUUCCUAAAGAAGAAACUUCACAAGACAAGCUUUCAGAAAGUGGAAAAAGAAUAUUAGAAGAAGAAAAGAAAUCACGAGACUUACAAAGGAAACGAAGAAGGAUUGUUGGCUAUAGGGAAGAUCCGUUUGUUUUUUUCAAGGAUGAGACGGAAGAUGUAUGGCAGUCUAUAAAAGAUUUUUAUGGUAUAUCUAAUGAUUUGGAUCCGCAAUGUCUGCUAGUAAGAUGUCACGAAGGAAAGAAGAAAAAUAUUUACUUUACAUCGCCGGCAAUUCGUGACAUAGUGAUAUCUAACGAAAAUAAAGUCAAAAUGAUUAAUACUGGCGUUAAAACUUUUGUGCGAUGUGACAAUAAAAAUAUGAAUUGCGCCUUUAGACUUGCUCAAGAAGGGAUGCAGAGUAUCAUUCAUUACAUAAGUGAUAACAGAAAGCUUAAAAUUUCGAGAGAAGAUUUAAUAAUGCUUUUACAAAGUGAUGACCCACACACACCACCUGAAAUUGUAAAAUUAAAUCCAGAUACUCAAGAACGUCUCAAAGACUUCACAACUGGAAGUUGUAUACUGUUAUACAAAGAAGAGAAGACUGACAAUAUAAAUCAGCUAAAUCUUCAACUGGUAGGGUGGAGGGGAAUAAUGUCUCUCAGAGCAUAUGUGCCUACUUGUGAUGCGAUUCACUACUUACGGCUUUUAGGAGCAGAUUGCUCUAAAUUUGAGAAAAACAAAUUCAAGGAAAAUCGCGCAGCCGCAUUAGUCGAGGACGCCAAUAACGAUGAAAUCGGAACUGAAGAUUGAUAAAAGAAUUGUAAUGGGGAAUGGUAAUGGCAUAAAAGAAAGUCGACGACGCAGAAAUACUGACUGAAACUAAUGAAUCAUUCAUUACGUAAUUAUAAUUUGUCAAUUUUUCUAAUUUCUUACACGCAUCCUUUUUGCCAUGUGCUAUAUUUAAAUGAAAUAUUGAAAUUGGAUUUUUUAUUUAACCUGAACAUUACUUUUAUUCGAUCUAGUGAUAACCGAAUGUUGAUACUAGAAUAACAUGGUACAAAUUAUAUUAUGAAUGAGUUAUAAAUACAAAAUAUAAUUUCGUAGGAUAAAAACUUCGACAAUGGAA
Formica exsecta is the source of this 2671-nucleotide messenger RNA. RefSeq names its product tRNA (cytosine(34)-C(5))-methyltransferase (gene Nsun2). NCBI's taxonomy places the organism in Eukaryota, Metazoa, Arthropoda, Insecta, Hymenoptera, Formicidae. Gene Ontology annotation, biological process: tRNA methylation. Gene Ontology annotation, cellular component: nucleus; cytoplasm. Gene Ontology annotation, molecular function: tRNA binding; tRNA (cytidine-N5)-methyltransferase activity. The transcript has 11 exons. The record is from RefSeq and is a predicted model, not a curated record. Bases 181 to 2355 code for a protein of 724 amino acids.